AUGGCUACCAAGCCGCGGAACAUGGACAUUCAAUCGAAGGAUCAUGAGACACUCCUGAAUUUGAUCGACAACCUCAGAUCAUUGGGAACCAGCACAUGCAUUGAUCUGCCGCAAAUUGUCGUGGUUGGAGAUCAAUCAAGCGGUAAAUCCAGUGUGCUAGAAGCUUUAUCAGGCCUUGCCUUUCCUACAAAAGACGCUCUCUGCACCCGUUUUGCCACCGAAUUGAUCCUACGUCGAAGUUCCGAGGCUAGCCAGACCGUCUCCAUCGUUGCAGACGCAAACUGUAGCGACGACGAGAAACAACAGUUACAUGAUGGCUUUGCCAUCGGCGACCUUGACGUUGACGUCUACGAAGAUCUUGGCGCAUUUUUCGAGGCUGCUGGAGUCGCCAUGGGUCUUGACAGCACAAAGAGAUUCAGCAACCAUACACUCCGAAUAGAGCUUAAGGAUUCUGGAAAAAUGUUCGAGAAUUGA
Lithohypha guttulata is the source of this 474-nucleotide messenger RNA. RefSeq lists its product as uncharacterized. The record is from RefSeq and is a predicted model, not a curated record. Lineage: Eukaryota; Fungi; Ascomycota; Eurotiomycetes; Chaetothyriales; Trichomeriaceae. Gene Ontology annotation, molecular function: microtubule binding; GTPase activity. The transcript has 2 exons. Bases 1 to 474 code for a protein of 157 amino acids. Gene Ontology annotation, cellular component: microtubule; membrane; cytoplasm.